AUGCUGCCACACCAGUACCGAAAUUUCGGCUACGGCCAUGACCGGGUUGACACCGAAGACCUCGUUGCCUACAUCAGCCGCGAGGUGAACCGCCAGGACGCGUUUCUGUCCGACUCAGACAUCAGAAAAUUUAUCGACGAGCUGCACGACGAUUUAAAUGCGGGCGGGGCUCUCGAAAUCGCCCUGGCGGCGAGAUUCAGGCGCAAUCUGGCCAAAGACCUGGACUCGGCUCGAAAUCAAGGCUUGUACCGCAGUCGAAACCGCUUUCUGGUAUUCUGCUACGCAGCACGGCGCUACAACUCACCCGACUUGUCCCGCGGCCUGAACCGCUUCUUCUCGGCGAAUCUGGCAGAGAUUAUGAUCUCGGAGCAGCCAUACUUGAAGGCUCUGUGGUAUCUUGGUGUCGAGCAACUUCGCAGCGCGGCUGCUGAUGACAAGGCCUUCCGUCGAAUGGCGAGUCGGGAUACACCCGUGUUUGAAGAGUGGCGGAGAUCGGGUCCGGACCGUUCCUGGGGCGCGGAAUUGAUCAGGCUGUUCCAGGAUACGACGCAUGAGUGUGAUCACGGACGGACUCAGACUCAGAUCAUCUCGUCUGUUGUGCCAAGGUACCCGACGACACCUCCUCUUCGACAUCGCAAGAUGUACAACUCUUCUCUGCUAGAUCCAGCGCAUGAGAUGCAGACACUUCAGUUGCAGCAGCAGAUCCAGGCGCUCGAUGUAGCAAAACUGAAGCGAGAUGUCGACGACUUACAAUGGUAUCAUCGUUGA
Messenger RNA from Boeremia exigua, 768 nucleotides. RefSeq lists its product as uncharacterized. The record is from RefSeq and is a predicted model, not a curated record. Lineage: Eukaryota; Fungi; Ascomycota; Dothideomycetes; Pleosporales; Didymellaceae. The transcript has a single exon. The coding region runs from base 1 to 768 and encodes 255 amino acids.